GAGGGGGCGGUGCGGGGGCAAGAGAGGAAGGAAAGUAGAUCUAUGAGACUUGAGUGAGGAAAAAGUUUGCAAGUCUCCACAGAAGGCAAAAGUGCUCCCCAGAGACCGGCUUUAGGAAGGGGAGGGGAAAAGAAAAGAUAGGUAUUUUUUUUUUUUUUCUCCUCUACUCUUAAAAAGCUUCUUUCUCUUCACCCAAGCCAACCGGCCCAAUUGGGACGCCCUCGCUGUCCCUCACCGGCUCUGGCUCUCUCCCAGCAAACCCUUGAAGAUUAUGUCAGUUGAUCAGAGUCAGUCGGGGAUUUCGUGUGGGCGCUGAAGGAACUGCGGGAGCCGGAGAAGAAUGCAACUGCGUGGAGUCCGCUUGGCUGCCGGCUUGUUCUUACUGGCCCUGAGUCUAUGGGAGCAGCCUGCAGAGGCUGCGGCCUGCUAUGGAUGUUCCCCGGGAUCAAAGUGUGACUGCAGUGGUAUAAAAGGUGAUAAGGGAGAAAGAGGAUUUCCAGGUUUAGAAGGUCAUCCAGGUUUACCCGGAUUUCCAGGUCCGGAAGGACCUCCCGGACCACGAGGACAAAAGGGUGAUGAUGGACUUCCAGGGCCACCAGGACCAAAAGGAAUCCGAGGUCCUCCUGGACUGCCCGGAUUUCCAGGAACACCAGGUCUACCUGGAAUGCCGGGUCAUGAUGGGGCCCCAGGACCUCAAGGUAUUCCUGGAUGCAAUGGAACCAAGGGAGAACGUGGCUUUCCAGGCAGUCCUGGUUUUCCUGGUGUAGAGGGUCCUCCAGGACCUCCUGGGAUCCCAGGUAUGAAGGGCGAACCAGGUAGUAUAAUUAUGUCAUCACUGCCAGGACCAAAGGGUAAUCCAGGCUAUCCAGGCCCUCCUGGAAUGCAAGGCCCAACUGGUCCCACUGGAAUACCGGGGCCAAUUGGUCCCCCAGGACCACCAGGUUUGAUGGGCCCUCCUGGUCCUCCAGGACUUCCAGGACCAAAGGGAAAUAUGGGGUUAAAUUUCCAGGGACCCAAAGGUGAAAAGGGUGAGCAAGGUCUUCAGGGCCCACCUGGACCUCCGGGUCAAAUCAGUGAACAGAAAAGACCAAUUGAUGUAGAAUUUCAAAAAGGAGAUCAGGGUCUUCCUGGUGACCGAGGACCUCCUGGACCUCCAGGGAUACGUGGUCCUCCGGGUCCUCCAGGUGGUGUGAAAGGUGAGAAGGGUGAGCCCGGAGAACCAGGCAAAAGAGGUAAACCUGGCAAAGAUGGAGAGACUGGCCAACCAGGCAUGCCAGGUUUGCCUGGUGAUCCUGGUUACCCUGGUGAACCAGGAAGGGAUGGUGAAAAGGGACAAAAAGGUGACACUGGCCCAACAGGACCACCUGGACUUGUAAUUCCUAGACCUGGAACAGGUGUAACUGUAGGAGAAAAAGGAAAUGUUGGAUUGCCUGGCUUGCCUGGAGAUAAAGGAGAGCGAGGAUUUCCUGGAAUACAGGGUCCACCAGGACUUCCUGGACCUCCAGGGACUGCGAUUGUAGGUCCUCCUGGACCCCCUGGGUUUCCGGGAGAAAGGGGUCAGAAAGGUGAAGAAGGUCCACCUGGAAUCUCUAUUCCUGGAUCUCCCGGGCUUGAUGGACAGCCAGGGCCUCCUGGCCUUCCGGGGCCUCCUGGGCCUCCUGGCCCUCACAUACCUCCUAGCGAUGAGCUGUGUGAAGCAGGCCCUCCGGGCCCUCCAGGAUCACCUGGUGAUAAAGGACUCCAAGGAGAACAAGGAAUCAAAGGUGAAAAAGGUGAUACCUGCUUCAACUGUUUUGGCACUGGUGUUUCAGGCCCUCCAGGUCAGCCUGGUCUGCCAGGUCUCCCAGGUCCUCCAGGAUCUCUUGGUUUCCCAGGACAGAAGGGUGAUAAAGGAUAUGCUGGUGCAACUGGACCCAAAGGAUUACCUGGCUUGCCAGGAGCUCCAGGUGCUCCAGGCUUUCCUGGAAGUAAAGGUGAACCUGGUGACAUCCUCACUUUUCCAGGAAUGAAGGGUGACAAAGGAGAGUUGGGUGCCCCUGGCGCUCCAGGACUUCCUGGCUUACCUGGCACCCCUGGACAAGAUGGGUUGCCAGGACCUCCUGGCCCCAAAGGAGAGCCUGGUGGAAUUGCUUUUAAGGGUGAAAGAGGUCCCCCUGGGAACCCAGGUUUGCCAGGUCUCCCAGGAACUAUGGGACCCAUGGGCCCUGCUGGCUUUGGCCCUCCAGGCCCAAUAGGUGAAAAAGGCAUACAAGGUGUGGCAGGAAACCCAGGCCAGCCAGGACUGCCAGGUCCUAAAGGUGAGCCAGGUCAAACCAUAACUCAGCCAGGGAAGCCUGGCCUGCCUGGUGUUCCAGGCAGAGAUGGGGAAGUAGGCCUUCCAGGUGACCCUGGACUUCCAGGCCAACCAGGCUUACCAGGCAUACCUGGUAGCAAAGGAGAACCAGGUAUCCCUGGAAUUGGUCUUCCUGGACCACCUGGUCCCAAAGGUUUUCCUGGAAUUCCAGGACCUCCAGGAGCACCUGGGACACCUGGAAGAACUGGUCUAGAAGGCCCUCCUGGUCCACCAGGUUUUCCGGGACUGAAGGGAGAACCAGGAUUUGCAUUACCUGGACCACCUGGACAACCAGGACUCCCAGGUUUCAAAGGAGCACUUGGUCCAAAAGGUGAUCGUGGCUUCCCAGGACCCCCGGGUCCUCCAGGACGCACUGGCUUGGAUGGGUUACCUGGACCAAAAGGUGAUGUUGGACCAAAUGGACAACCUGGGCCAGUGGGACCUCCUGGGCUUCCAGGAACAGGUGUUCAGGGACCACCAGGACCACCAGGAAUUCCUGGACCAGUAGGUCAACCUGGUCUACAUGGAAUACCAGGAGAGAAGGGAGAUCCGGGACCUCCUGGGUUUGAUAUGCCAGGACCUCCUGGUGAAAGAGGCAAUCCAGGACUCCCAGGAACACCUGGUCCUGUGGGACCUCCAGGACCACCAGGGCUCCCAGGAAAAGCAGGUGCCAUUGGAUUUCCAGGUGCCAAAGGUGAAAUGGGUAUGAUGGGACCUCCAGGCCCACCAGGACCUCUGGGGAUUCCUGGAAGGAGUGGCAAUCCUGGUCUUAAAGGAGAUGAUGGCUUACACGGUCAGCCAGGACUUCCUGGUCCAGCAGGAGAAAAGGGCAGCAAAGGAGAGCCUGGCCUUCCAGGACCUCCUGGACCAGUAGAUCCAAAUCUGCUGGGCUCAAAAGGAGAGAAGGGGGAACCUGGCUUACCAGGUAUUCCUGGAAUUUCAGGGCCAAAAGGUUACCCGGGUCUGCCUGGUGACCCAGGGAAACCUGGACUGAGUGGACAGCCUGGAUUACCAGGAUCUCCAGGUCCCAAGGGUAACCCUGGUCUUCCUGGGCAACCAGGACUUACAGGACCACCCGGACUUAAAGGAAACUUAGGUGAUAUGGGUUUCCCAGGUCCUCAAGGUGUGAAAGGGCUCCCUGGACCUCCUGGAGUUCCUGGUCAACCUGGGUCCCCAGGAUCACCUGGGCAGAAAGGAGAAAAGGGUGAUCCUGGUGUUUCAGGCAUUGGUUUUCCAGGUCUUCCUGGCCCAAAGGGUGAACCUGGUCUGCCUGGACGCCCAGGAGAGCCAGGCAUCAAAGGUUCUGUGGGAGUUACUGGUUUGCCUGGGUUACCAGGGGCUCCUGGAGCAAAAGGACAACCAGGCCUUCCUGGAUUCCCAGGAACCCCAGGCCUUCCUGGACCAAAAGGUAUCACUGGCCCUCCAGGAAGCCCUGGCCUCCCAGGAGAACCCGGUCCUGUAGGUGGUGGAGGUCGUCCUGGGUCACCAGGGCCUCCAGGUGAAAAAGGCAAGCCAGGUCAAGAUGGUAUUCCUGGACCAGCUGGACAGAAGGGUGAACCAGGUCAACCUGGUUUUGGAAUCCCAGGAUCCCCUGGACUCCCAGGACUUCCUGGUCAAAAGGGUGAUGGAGGAUUACCUGGCUUGCCAGGAAACCCUGGCCUUCCAGGUCCAAAGGGUGAACCAGGCUUUCAGGGUUUCCCUGGUGUGCAAGGUCCCCCAGGCCCUCCUGGAUCUCCAGGUCCAGCUCUGGAAGGCCCCAAAGGAAACCCUGGGCCUCAAGGUCCUCCUGGGAGACCAGGUCUACCAGGUCCAGAAGGGCCCCGAGGACUCCCUGGAAAUGGAGGUAUUAAAGGAGAGAGGGGAAACCCAGGCCCACCUGGGCAACCUGGCUUGCCUGGUUUGAAAGGAGACCAAGGACCACCAGGACUCCCGGGUAAUCCAGGCAGACCUGGCCUCAAUGGGAUGAAAGGGGAUCCUGGCCUCCCUGGUGUUCCAGGAUUCCCAGGCAUGAAAGGACCCAGUGGAAUGCCUGGUUCAACUGGCCCUGAGGGGGAACCAGGACUUACUGGACCACCAGGUCCUCCUGGAUUACCCGGUCCUUCAGGGCAGAGUAUUGUAAUCAAAGGAGAUGCUGGUCCUCCAGGAAUCCCUGGCCAGCCUGGGUUAAAAGGUCCACCAGGAUUACCAGGACCUCAGGGCUUACCAGGUCCAGUUGGUCCUCCAGGAGAUCCAGGACGCAAUGGACUCCCUGGCUUUGAUGGUGCAGGAGGACGCAAAGGAGACCCAGGUCUGCCAGGGCAGCCAGGUUCCCGUGGUUUGGAUGGACCCCCUGGGCCAGAUGGAUUACAAGGACCGCCAGGACCCCCUGGAACCUCCUCUAUUGCUCAUGGAUUCCUCAUCACACGCCAUAGCCAAACAACAGAUGCACCACAAUGUCCACAAGGAACAGUCCACAUCUAUGAUGGCUUCUCUCUCCUGUAUGUACAAGGAAAUAAAAGAGCUCACGGUCAAGACUUGGGAACGGCUGGCAGCUGCCUUCGUCGCUUCAGUACCAUGCCUUUCAUGUUCUGCAACAUCAAUAAUGUUUGUAAUUUCGCUUCAAGAAAUGACUAUUCUUACUGGCUCUCCACUCCAGAACCUAUGCCAAUGAGCAUGGAACCCCUGAAAGGCCAAAGCAUUGAGCCGUUCAUUAGUCGAUGUGCAGUAUGCGAAGCCCCAGCUGUGGUGAUCGCAGUUCACAGUCAGACCAUCCAGAUUCCCCGCUGUCCUCAAGGAUGGGAUUCUCUGUGGAUUGGUUAUUCUUUCAUGAUGCAUACAAGUGCUGGGGCAGAGGGCUCAGGUCAAGCUCUGGCCUCCCCUGGUUCCUGCUUGGAAGAGUUUCGUUCAGCUCCCUUCAUCGAAUGUCAUGGGCGGGGUACCUGUAACUACUAUGCCAACUCCUACAGUUUUUGGUUGGCAACCGUAGACAUGUCAGAAAUGUUCAGUAAACCUCAGUCAGAAACACUGAAAGCAGGAGACUUGAGGACACGUAUUAGCCGAUGUCAAGUGUGCAUGAAGAGAACAUAACACAAGAAUUCUUCGUGUGUUUUUACCUGUGAUAUGCAUAUAUAUAUAUAUAUAUAUAUAUUUCUCAAAAUGCAAAGUCUCACUCUCUCCAACUUUACCACUGCUGCCACGAAUGGUGCUACUAUAUAUGACCAAGAGAGCAUGCUAACCAGUAACCAUGAAGAUUCAGCCGUACCUCAGCAACGUGCCAGAACAAGUUCUGUAUUAUUUUUAUGUGAAAGAAAUACAAAAACUAAGUUACCUUUUUGGGUCCAGGAGUACUUUUUUCCAAGGACUGCAGGAUGAAGAAUAUGCAUUUUGCCCAGUUAUUAAAAUGGCUCACUAAAAGGUCAAUUAAAAGACAAAUCGCACAGAAUAAAAUAAAUGACUACAGUUUGGGGAAACAAUUUUUUUCAUGGUGCUACUAAUCCUACUGUAUCCAAGGUUUUUCACAUAAAAGUGUUAAGCAUAUUUUGCUCUGUAAGUAAAGAAUGUGUAUAUUGUGUAAACAGUUUUUUAGCUUGAAUUGUUAAAUCAUUUACGUGUGACCUGGCAUGAUUCUCUAUUUACAGAAAAAUGUAAGAAAGCCUAGAAUACAGUUGGAAAGAUUUUAUAUCCUUGUUUAUCAGAGUGAGAGAAUUUAUACUCUUACACCAAGUUACUACUGAGAGUAAAUUUAAGUUUUAUCCCCGAAGUUCUUACUUGACUUUUUAAAAAAUAUAUAUCAUUUUUAGUCACUUUAAUUAUAAUUCUAAAUGUUCGUUGAACAUACCAAAUUCUAAAUAUUAAUGGGAUAAUUUAUUUUUUGGCUGUGUUCUGCAAGACACUCCUAAGAACAAAUGCACCCCAGUUUUAAUAUUUCUUGUAUUAUGUUCUUGCCCACCCUGACUGGACAAAAUUCUCCCCAACAAUUUUGAUAAACAAAAGUACACACAAAAGUUAUAAUAAUAAUAAUAAUUCUUUUUGCUGGUGCUUCUUAUGUAAAAAUUACUCUUCUGUGGUCUCUGCUUGUAUGAGAACUGGGAAGACAACACUUAGUUCAUCUUGUCUAUUCCAUUACAAAAUGUUAGCUGUUUCUGGUUUUUUUUUAUUUUAAGCAUUUCAUUAUCAAUAGCUAUAAGAUGCCUUACCUCCUUAGCAGUUGUCUUCUCACUUAAUGUUUUUUUUAACCCACUAAUAUAAAUUUAAUUAAAGAUAUAUGUCCUAAUGAU
Messenger RNA from Ochotona princeps (American pika), 6588 nucleotides. RefSeq names its product collagen type IV alpha 5 chain (gene COL4A5). Gene Ontology annotation, molecular function: extracellular matrix structural constituent. The transcript is spliced from 51 exons. The record is from RefSeq and is a predicted model, not a curated record. Bases 341 to 5398 code for a protein of 1685 amino acids. Gene Ontology annotation, cellular component: basement membrane; collagen trimer. NCBI's taxonomy places the organism in Eukaryota, Metazoa, Chordata, Mammalia, Lagomorpha, Ochotonidae.